UUCCGGUGUCAUCCUGGUUGUUUCGGAGUGACUUGACGCUGAAGAAAGAUGGUCUCCAUGAUGACAACUUUAAAAUACCAACAGUAGCCAGAGGGUUGAAACUGCCUGCUAACAUUUAUUUAACAAAAAUGUUUAUGUGUCGUUAUCACGUCGAGUGUCGGCACCGUUUUGAAUUAGCUUAGCAGGCUAACGCUAGCUAGCCAGCUAGCAUGAAGUCGCCGCUUUUGUUUACAUCCAGUCCUGAUGACGGGCCCGGAGAGGUGUGUUAGCUAAACCCAGCUACACGACUUGUUUGAGGGUGAAGUGUCCUCCCAAAGCCCGCUCUGUCAGGACCGGGGUCGUCUAUCGGAACUGCUGCCACCUCAGGGUGAUGGAAGUGUCGCCUCAGGAUCCAUCUCUAAUGGCUAUGGACCUGUCAAAGGGCUACUCAGUCAACCCACUGACCCACAGCCACACUGAAGCCAUGGACCUGGCAAAGAAACCCGAGUGGUACCACAGACGCCCGCCGAGCUGCAGCACAGAGAUCAGCUCCCCAUUUCGAUCCAGAGCCUCGUUCUCCUACAACUCUCAGCUGCAUCCUGAGCAGGGUGCACCUGUCCACUGCAGAGACAUGGAGCAGAGUCCUGAGGCAUUAGGCAACUACAUGAAUUCCACGCUAGCUCCGGGGCUUGAUCUGUAUCGUGAUGGAGUUCACGGCAACCUGUGGCAUCAGGGUUUCUAUGGGCCUGACCAACCUGGCGGUGCAGUUCCUGAAAGCAGCGGUGGGGAGGAGAGUGACAGCGGCUCUGAUGUAAUUUUCCUUGUAUCUUCCGCUAAGGAGCCACUCUUGUGCAGUUCUUUCAUCCAAGACAGUGUGAGGCACAUAGUGGAGCCCCUGUCCCCAGCUGUGUCCCUGUCCUCACUGGAUGAAGGGAGAGGUUGCUAUCACCUACCUCAGCCUAUGAGCUCACCCAGUCCUGACAGCUCAUAUUCAGAAGACUCCUCAGAUAGCUCAGUUGACAUUCCUAUACAUCACACCAGACCUGUAGUCCUCCUGUCAGACCUAAGUGCUGUUUACGGCAACGCUGCAGAAUCUCCAGUUGAUAUUUCAAGCGAUGACAGCGAUGUUAUUGAAGUUUCGAUUACCAAUGAAAAGAAGAAAAGCGACACCUUUCCUUGUAAGAAAAGUGCUUCUUGUAAGAAGAGUCUGGUGAGAGAAACCCCUCCUCAGAGCGAGGAUGAAAAAGCUCCAACCAGAGAAGUUCGGCGAAGUACCCGAAUCAGAAAACCCGUUUCUGAAACGCCUUUGUUUACCUGCAGUGCAUCUCGCCACAGUUUGAGGAGACGAGCUAAAAACAGCGCCGUUGGUAUUUAUAAUGAAAGUGGUGAUUCUGAAGACCUGAUUGAAUACGCGACGAGGUUGUUCAACUCAGACGCAGAAGAAGCAGCCUCGCAGCCAAAUGUGUCACAAAGAGUGAGCAGUAAUUCAGAGGAGUCUGAUGUUGAUGCUCGGACAGACAGGAAGUCACCGCAGAGAGAGUCGCACGAGGAGCAGCAGCCUCGUCACAAAGUGUCACGCACGAAAAGCAUAAAUCAUAAACGAAAGAAGCCCCUCCCCCUUUGUAAAACUAAAAGGUUAAGAACUAAACAGAAACAAAACUGCAGAAUCGAACCAGAGGAGCAAGAAAGGAAAACAAACAAAAAAACAGUUGCAAGACGGAAGAAAAAAGUGCGUUCGCAGACUGGACCUUCUGCUCUGUUUCCCGCCAGGGAGCCAGAAAUCAAACUUAAAUAUGCAAAAAUAAAAGAGGAAAAAAAGGACAAGAAAUUGGGGAGUUUUUGCCCUUUUGUUCACAUGGAGAAGAGGAUGUGCACUGUGGUCAACUAUCAGGAGGAGGAGGCGACAGUCAGGAGCAGCAAAGGAGGACGGCAGCAGACAGCCACAGCCUCUGUGUCUGGCUUUGUUCCCCACACGUCCUGUUUCCAGCUGGGUCGGUUCAGUUCGGAAAGCAGGUCUCAGGCCACGCUGUUGUGCUGCCUGUGCGGUCAGACGGCCAACGCUGUGGGCCUCGGGGACCUUCACGGCCCGUACCAUCCCACUGGUCCUUCUCUGGACUGCAGGACUGAGCCGAAAGAGGAGGAACAUUUACUUGUCAAUAAACGUUCAGUAAACUCCUCAGGCGAUGGGUGUGAUGGUUAUGACUGCUCUGCCGUCAAAGGUUUGCCUGAGAGCAACAACCACUCUCUCCCAAAGGUGCCUCUUCAUCUGGACGAGUGCUGGAUUCAUGAGGACUGCGGCAUCUGGUCGGCUGGUGUCUUCCUGGUCAGAGGGAAGCUGUAUGGGUUAGAGGAGGCAGCCCGGCUCGCACAAGAAACAAUGUGCUCAUUGUGCCAACAAACAGGUGCAAUAAUGGGAUGUUUCCAGAAGGGCUGUCCCAGAAAUUAUCACUACAGAUGUGCCAUUCAGUCAGGCUGUGUCUUAAAUGAGGAGAACUUCUCAAUUAGAUGUUCUGAGCACAAGAACAAACCCUUAACAAGUGUAUCCAGACAACACAAGAGAUGACCUGAAAGACAUUUGGGGGCACUGGAGAAUGAUCCACAGAUCUCCUCAGGGUGUGACGUGAUCUGCCUGAUUUCACCUCUGCUGUUUUAUAACACUAAUUAAAGCUCGAGCAGAAGGAAAACCUUCUGGUAAGACUUCACUUGACGUCAAAGACAGAUCAACCAGGGGCCACUUUAGGACUUUUAUAAGAUGUGUUUUUUUUCUGUCUCUUUAACAGACAGUGACAACAAUUGGACAAAAUGGUGUGUAUGUGUGUUUGUGUGUGUGUUUGUGCGUGUGAAUGAAUAUUUAUUCUUCGUAAAGAUCCACACUUUGACUAGCCACGUCACAAAUACAGUUUAUUAUUUGAACAUGAUGAUUAUAUUAGAGUUUAAAUGAGCUUUAUUGAUUUGUUGUAUAGAAUAUGAUAUCUUUAUAUAAGGUCACUUCUUUUCUUUCUACAGUUUUUGUACUACUUUUUUUUUUAUUACUGUUAGUUCUUCAUCACAUAACAAAACCUAAUUUAUUUCCAUCGUGUUGCAUGCUCAGUUGUUGCUACAAUGCACUUUAUAGUAUGAUUUUAUUCCUUCUGCUGUUAUUUAUGUCUAUUUGAAGACUUUGUUCUUCCAUUUUUUACUAAUAAUAUUUAAUGUAAAGCUGCACUAAGCAAGAUUUAUAUAUAAAAUUAUGGAAUUCCUGUUAAAAUCUACAGUAAGGCUGCAACAGAGAACAUCCCGUCCCCUCUAACUGAGACCACAAACUGUACAUUCACCAUAUUUUAAGCACAUUUAUUUCUGGUGUCAGGUGUCGAUGCUUCUACUGCUCGGAGGAUGUGGAAAUGUAAGACCGACAAACGGAACACGAUGUCUCAUAACAGCAGGGAGAGUUUGGUCCAGAAAAAGAUGCGUUCAGUGUUUAGUCUCUUAUUGUUAUGUUACGGGAUAGUGUCAAGUGAAAGGGUCAGUUCAGUGAAAUCACAAAAAGAACUUACCGUAAAGAUUGGUGAGGUUGUUUGACAGAUAAUUAAUAAACAACAAUUUUAGUUGUGAAUUUAUUGAUUGUUAGAUUUUCCAAAAACAAAUAAUUCCAGCUCUCUGUAUUAUAUAAUUGUGAGUAGAAUAUGUAGGGGUUUGUAGACACAAAUCAAACUGUGUUGACUGUCACUUUGGGCACUUUGGAACAACAGUUCCCAUAAUGUUUGGGCUUCGGGGGAUGUAAACAGGAAGUACAGUGUCGUCAUUGACUGCGUGAGUUAGCUGACAUAAGGGUCAUUUUUGUAGCCUGUAUUUAUUUACAUUUUUGGCAAAUUAGCCCCAUGAAAAUAAUGCCGAAUUGGCUAUUAGCACUCCCUGUUUGCAAUGUACCCAUGGAUGUACAGACCACUAUCACUGGAUUACUUUGAUACUGAAGAAAACCUGAAAACGGGCCAAUUCUCAGACUCAGAGUUCUGGAGUUCAGGAGCAGCUUUUUGUUUCUAAGCAUAGGUCCCAUUUUUUUAGGGUACAUUUGCUAACACACUUGGCAGAUUAGCUCAAUGAACAGAAUACUAUUGCUGGAUUACUUUGAUAGACCACACUGGCACUGCAUCAUCAACAAGGCCACGCCCCCUUUUAGGGUAAAGAAACAUGCUGUCACAUCAGAAGAGAAACAGGAAACAGCAGUAAAGCUGCUGAAUGAAGGGUUAACCAAGGCUUUCACACUGAAAUUAGAGGCACAUAAGAUGUGAUUAUUCAGAGUGGUAAAUCACUACAUCAGUAAAUUGUGCUGGUGAUAGGUACUGCCGAAGGAUCGCUAAUGUUAGCUUGAGUGAGAGGCUGCUUAUGUAGAGUCACACAGAGUAGUAUCAGACUGUUCUCUUAAAACUCAGAUGAGAUGAAACAGUUGGCUAUUAACAGGUUGGCUAUCGUCUAACGGCACCUGGUGAUCCAAUUCAAAUAUGUAGAGAUUAGAGUUCGGCUCAGGCUGCAUAUCCUUGUCCGAUCCCGACACAGCUAAUACUAACACUGUUGUUGUUACUGUGGUUACAGCUUGCCUAUAUACCAUUAUUACACACAUGGCACCUUGUAAAUGACCGUCAAAGUGUACACACGUCGCACACACACAUUACACAAUGUCUUAAUAUUGGCGUACGUCAACUCCUUAUCUCCUCUCUUGACCUGUAACCGCUGUUUACUGAACUAUUUACAUAAUUCGACCAUCGUGGUGUAUUUGGAGUCCACUGUAGAUAGCUACAGCGCAGUCCCCCUCCCCUUUAUUUAGAGCACAAAUGUCUUGUGUUUAUUUGAACUUUGAUCAGUUUUCCAGGAACACCUGAUUAAUAAAGGUAUCGCGUACACUCAGGUUCAGGCAAGGUCAUGAAACAAUUAGUAGACAUGUCUAUAAAACAAAGGCAAGUAAAAAUUAGAAUCCUUAAACAGACGUCAAAUUGCAUUUACAUCUAUUUAAUCUUCAGUUUUCUGUCUCCCAGAAAGGAGCAUGGCCUUGUUUGCGAGAUACCUGUAUGUGCUGGUCUGGUCUAUACCGAAAAAAUUAAAUAAAAUUGUAAAAAAUGUGAUAAUUCUCAGUCAGGUUUUGGAGUUAUAAGAGUGUCUUUGUUUUCUAAGCAGAUUUAUAGACCUUUAUUCAACCAAUUGUAAGAGAUAGUGAAAAUUCUCCACACUGAGAUUUGUGGAUUAUCAUCGGCCAAUAAAACUGAGCACAGAACAUGAUAAAGUGCCACAGGAAUAAGUUGUAAAAUAUGAUUUUGUGAUUUGGCUGAAUUGACCCUUUUAAUAUGUUUAAAUUGCUGUGUAGAGCUAAAGUUGCCUAGUGCAGCUUUAAUAAUCCAUCUGUGUGUGAGCUCUUGUAUUUCAGUUCCCAUGAUGUGACAGAUGACAAACAUUCAAGUGUUAAUUGUUUAAAAACAGAGGCUUUUAAGUUUAUUGUCAGUUUGCUUUCAUGCCUGCACUUUUUUAUUAUUUGAGGAAUAAAAAAAGAUAACUAAUGUUAUUUAAUAAAAGUCUAUA
This is a messenger RNA of Epinephelus moara (kelp grouper), 5526 nucleotides long. Its product is annotated as transcription factor 20-like. The coding region runs from base 371 to 2542 and encodes 723 amino acids. The record is from RefSeq and is a predicted model, not a curated record. NCBI's taxonomy places the organism in Eukaryota, Metazoa, Chordata, Actinopteri, Perciformes, Serranidae. The transcript has 6 exons. Gene Ontology annotation, biological process: regulation of transcription by RNA polymerase II. Gene Ontology annotation, cellular component: nucleus.